AUGUUGCCUGAUAGCCCGUGUCCCCGUGCCGCUUUGGCCUUAUCCGAUCUUCAGCCACAAACCGGCGCCUCAACGUUUGCUGUUGGAACUGGAUCCGGGAAUUGGUCAACGCAUGGAGUCGGCGGAAUCGGCGGUGAUGCCUAUUUGGACAAAUCCCAGAACAACAAUGGAGGAGGGUUAUUUGGUGGAAUGAGAAAUCAAGAUCGCUCCCUCGAAAACCCAUUGCAACCCCACAAUUUUGGCCCCUCAUCGCAUCAAGGAGGACUCUUCGGAAAGCUGCCCGAGUGCAAUGAAAUUCCGAAAGUCCUCUGCUGCUCCGAACGUGUUAUUGAUAAAUGCCUCUCUGGUUGUCUAGACCAUGUGACUGAAAAUUGCCCCGAGAAAUUGGAAAAAUUCGAAACGAUUGGAAACGAGUUACCCAAAUAUGAAAAGACUCCUCAACGUUCUCACUCGAAAUCCUCCUCUUCAAUGAAACAAUCAACUUCGUUUGGCACUUCUUCUCGUCGACGUACCCAACAAUCCGGUGACUACAAAUUGUUGAACAACGAAUACCCGCUCACUGAGGUCUCCGAUAAAGAUUUGACAUCUGAUUGUGGCACAAAGAGAUCUCUUCCCCCAUUCUCUCCGUGUCUUUCUCGAAAAACGGUCGACGAUCUCUUCCUUUCAUGCUGUCAACAACAUGUGCCUGCGAAUUGUCACUCUUUAUGCACCUAUGAACAUCGGGAGCACGUGGCUGCUGAGAAUCUGAUACAGGCUGUUCAACAAGAUGGUUGUGAUCUGAAAUUUCUAUCGAAUAUCCUCUACUGUGCCAAUCAGAAUCGCGACAAUCGGGAGUGUUGCACCCAUUUGGGGAUGAGCAACGAAGAGCUGGGAGUUGGGGAUCGCUGCCUCCGCAUGUGCAAUAUCGCUCAAUCGGGUGACCGUCUUCGAGCAGUCGAAAAAGACGAUUUGGUGUGUCUCUCGAAUUGGAAUGUCAUCAUGUAUUGUGCACGAGGAGGAUUGCGAACAAUCAAU
Mesorhabditis belari is the source of this 1014-nucleotide messenger RNA. The record is from the annotation of a GenBank genome assembly. Lineage: Eukaryota; Metazoa; Nematoda; Chromadorea; Rhabditida; Rhabditidae.